Messenger RNA from Branchiostoma belcheri (Belcher's lancelet), 537 nucleotides. Its product is annotated as mothers against decapentaplegic homolog 6-like. The record is from RefSeq and is a predicted model, not a curated record. The transcript has 2 exons. Gene Ontology annotation, biological process: transforming growth factor beta receptor signaling pathway; cell differentiation; SMAD protein signal transduction. Gene Ontology annotation, molecular function: I-SMAD binding; transcription regulator inhibitor activity. Gene Ontology annotation, cellular component: heteromeric SMAD protein complex. Lineage: Eukaryota; Metazoa; Chordata; Leptocardii; Amphioxiformes; Branchiostomatidae.
AUGUUGCAAGGCCCUUCAACUUCUGACCUCAGCGACUUGCCUGGAGAAGCUAGGAAACGUUCCCACUGGUGUUCCAUCGCCUAUUGGGAACACAUGAUUCAAGUUGGACGGCUCUUUGCCGUGUACGACGCCAGCGUAAAUAUCUUUCACGAACUACCUCACGGCGACAGCUACAAAAACGUGGUCAGAACUCGAAAAACGAUCGGUUACUGGUUUAAGUUGUCGAAGGAAGUGGAUGGCGUCUGGGCGUACAACCAGAGUGGCCACACCAUCUUUCUGAACUCUCCCACGCUAGGUAUUCCGAUCUCCAGGACGUUAAUCGUGCGCAAGAUUCCGCCUGGAUUCAACAUCAAGUUUUUCAACUACGAGAGGCCGGAAAUGUUGCAAAGAACUUCGCACUCUGACCUUUAGGACGGGCCGUACGACCCAAACUCGGUUCGGAUCAGCUUCGCGAAGAGCUGGGGCCUUCCUUACUCCAGACAGUUCAUAACCGCCUGUCCCUGUUGAGUAGAAGUACUACUCAAUAUCAAUCAAUGA